UUUCAUAAAGUAUUAGCAAUUAGCCAAUUACGUGGAAUACUUACUCAAAAUUACCAGAUUCAAGAAUUAGAUAAACUCAAAAGACUUUAUGAAUCAGCCUCAACAACUGCAUUAUUAGAUUAUUCUGAAGACAUGUUUGAUACUUCUUCAACUACUUCAACUAAUGAAGAAGAUAGCUGCUUGGAAUUCGAAGAUGAAAAUAAUAAAGAUAUUGUGUCAUUAUGGUUAUCAGACUUAAAUGAAAAUGAAUAUGAUAAUUUAUUGGACUUAGAAUUGACAAACAUAAAUAAAUUAUUAGAUAAAAAACAUCUAGUAAAAGAUCACCAGGCUAAGUGGCCAUUAAACAAAUUGUUUUUAGCUGAUUUGGAAGCACCUUUUUUUGUGACUAAUAUUUAG
Dentiscutata heterogama is the source of this 396-nucleotide messenger RNA. Lineage: Eukaryota; Fungi; Glomeromycota; Glomeromycetes; Diversisporales; Gigasporaceae. The record is from the annotation of a GenBank genome assembly.